AGCUGUUUGCUAUAACAACGCUCUGCUCGUCACAGAAGGUCGUUGACAUGACAACGUACACCAUCACCAUCGGCGCAGCUGGUUUAGCCGCCGGCGCAGCGGCAGUAGCGGUAGCCGGCGCCGUUGGGCUAGGCCUAGCCGGAGUAGCAGCGCUGUUUUCCCGGCGGGGAGGGACCAGAAGGAAGAACAAGAAGCACCAGAAGAAGACGUACUCUAGAUAUGGCCGCGAAGACGAUGACGGGCAAGACAAUCUCAAGAGAAUGAUGGAGCUGAUCAGGCGAGAGGAUGUGACGGGAUGUGGACUGAGGCUGAUGUGUGAACUGGCAGCAGAAAAUCCACGCGAUCUCAUCGACGAGGAGAUGGCCAUUCUCGAUCUUGUGGGGGCACCGCUCACUCCAGGAGAGGACAUCAGGGGGCUUGGAGCUCUCGGGGAGUACCGGGAGGCUAAAGCCUUAGGCCUAAGUCACGGCAGUUGCGGGAAGACCUACUUCAUGUGUCCUCUGAAUGGCACUCAGCUCAUGGAGACUGUCAUGGGAUUCUUACCUUGAGGGAGCACUGACGCCUAGUUCGGAUUUCUUAGUCUUUAUUUCUGAUUGAUAUAAAUGUCUUUCUGCACGCAGUCUGACACAGUUUAUGCACGUACGUAGUCUGUGUAAAUAAAGGUAUGUUAAGCAUUAAUG
Molecule: messenger RNA, 680 nt
Organism: Macrobrachium nipponense
Lineage: Eukaryota; Metazoa; Arthropoda; Malacostraca; Decapoda; Palaemonidae
Exons: 2
Coding region: 48-548 (166 amino acids)
Source: RefSeq, a predicted model, not a curated record